Messenger RNA from Strongylus vulgaris, 255 nucleotides. The record is from the annotation of a GenBank genome assembly. NCBI's taxonomy places the organism in Eukaryota, Metazoa, Nematoda, Chromadorea, Rhabditida, Strongylidae.
AUGCCUGUCAAACUUGAUGCAUUGCGUUAUAACUACAGUUAUCAACCUGAUUGGAGCAGUACGUGGAGAGAGGAGCCAUGCAACUGUGCUCCAGCUGGAUAUGGAGGAUUAAUACCGUACUUUGAUCCUGCCUAUUAUCCACAGGAGUUCGUCCAACUGAACGAACAGAAUCGAUUAAGAUGUGUGGCUAGUGUUUACGCAAAUCCAUCCAUGUACAGCCUUAACAACGCUACUUCACCUUGUCUCAAUCACUAA